AUGAACCGGGAAAGCAUCUACUAUCUGCCGGAGGGUAGCACGGAAAGCACCUUCUGCUACGAUGAGGACCGGCCCCGGCUGCCGCUGCCCAAGCUGGAACACACGCUCAAGCGCUACCUCGAGUCGUUGAAACCGUUCGGCACGGCCGAGGAGCUGGAGAAUACGAAAAAAAUCAUCGAGACCUUCCGCAAGGGCGUCGGUGCGAAGCUGCAGACGAUUCUGGAAGAGAAGGCGGCGAAGGAAAAAAAUUGGGUCGACAAAUGGUGGGAAGACUACGCUUACUGUACGCUCCGCAUGGCGUUGAUUCCGUACUGCGUGAUGGUGCAACCCCUGCUGCUCGACGCCGUCGGUCUCGCCGCGGUGCCGGAAAACUUUCUCAAAAGCCCGGCGACCUGCCUGCAUCACAACAUGGUGUUCUGGAAGCUGCUGCGCACGGAGCGGCUCCGGCCCAUCGCCAGCGCCGACAAGAAGAACGUAUUUUCGGCCGAUCUGUACCGCCGACUGUACAACACCGCACGCACGCCCGGCCUCGAGAUGGACAAGGUGGAAAGCCACUUCCGCACGGAGCGCGAGGGACCGUGCGCGUCCCACUUCAUCGUUCUGUACGGGGGGCGAAUCUUUAAAAUUCCCGGCCUCAACGCCACCGGCGAUCCGCUCAGCCCGCAGGACUUUCUGUUCAUGCUGCAGCAGAUCCAGGUGAAGGUGGAGAGCGAAACGACGACGGUCCCGCAUGCUGGCGUGCCGGUGCUGACGAACGAUGAUCGUACGAGCUGGGCCCGCAAUCGGCAGCACUUGAUCGAGCUGUCGGCGCGCAACGCAACGAUGGUGCGUGAAAUCGAGGAAGCCGUCGCGCUGCUAAUACUGGACACCCACUGUCCGCAGAACUUUUCCGACCUGGCCCAGCUGGCGCUGACCGGUGACAUACAUUCGAAAUGGACGGACAAGAGCUGCGGUACGAUCGCGUUCAAGAACGGGCAGAUGGGUUGCUACGGCGAGCACUGCUGCUACGAUGGGUCGAUCUCGAUGUCGAUCAGCCUGUACGUGAUGAUGAGCAUCGCGGAGGAAGGCGUACCGGAUUGGGACGUGCCGGCGGCGAACCUAAUACGCCCCGAGGAGCUCGUGCUCGAUUUGGACGAUACGCUGCGGGAGGAAAUCGUACGCAUGGAGAGCGUCGCUGACGAAAUGCAAAAUUGCGUCGUGGUAUCGAUGGACCAGUUCCAGGACUACGGCAAAGCGUUCAUGAAGCAGCACAAAAUCCACCCGGACGCGUACGUGCAGACCGCGCUGCUGCUGACGUACUACCGGCUGCACGGCACGUUCGCGCCCACGUACGAGACGGCCAUGAUGCGCCAGUACUACAAGGGCCGGACGGAGACGUGCCGCUCGUGCAGCAUCGAGUCGGUCCGCUUCAUAGAGGCGAUGGAAAGCGCCACGGUGGCCGAUGCGGACAAGGCGAAGCUGUUUAAGGCGGCCGCCCAUCGGCAGAUGGAGCUGAUGAACGAGGCGCGCAAGGGCAACGGCAUCGAUCGGCACCUGUUUGGGUUGUGGUGUGCGGCGUACGACAACGGCAUACCGAUACCGGAGCUGUACGACGAUCCACUGUACAGCCGGAGCGGCGGCGGCGGCAACUUUAUCCUUUCCACCAGCACGCUCGGCUACACGAUCAACUGCGGGUACGUGGCGCCGAUGUGUGCGGACGGGUACGGGUGCUUCUACACCAUGCUGGAGGACUGCAUUUGGGCGAUCUUUUCGGCGUACCGCGACAGCACGGUCACUAGCGGGCACAAGUUCCAGCAAACAUUCCACCAGGUGAUGGGCGAUUUGCGAGCGCUGCUCGAGCGCACGGAGAUGACGAACAAGCUUUAAUGUAGGGAUGGGAUGGGGGAAAAAAAGGAGGAAGUCGAGGUGUGGGCCAAUUUUGUGUUUUUAUAUGUUUUUUUUUUAAAUUCUGUUUACUAGCCGUAUUAACGUAGUCAUGAUCAAAGGUCAACGGGGUGUUGUGGUUAUAUCGGUAUUUGUUGUAUUUAAACGUUACAUUAAAGUGUAAAGCGUACAACAUUAA
Messenger RNA from Anopheles merus, 2062 nucleotides. Its product is annotated as peroxisomal carnitine O-octanoyltransferase. The transcript has 3 exons. Lineage: Eukaryota; Metazoa; Arthropoda; Insecta; Diptera; Culicidae. Gene Ontology annotation, molecular function: carnitine O-octanoyltransferase activity. Gene Ontology annotation, cellular component: peroxisome. Bases 1 to 1866 code for a protein of 621 amino acids. The record is from RefSeq and is a predicted model, not a curated record.